This is a messenger RNA of Aspergillus alliaceus, 299 nucleotides long. RefSeq lists its product as uncharacterized. The coding region runs from base 92 to 250 and encodes 52 amino acids. NCBI's taxonomy places the organism in Eukaryota, Fungi, Ascomycota, Eurotiomycetes, Eurotiales, Aspergillaceae. The record is from RefSeq and is a predicted model, not a curated record. The transcript has a single exon.
CUACUGAUUACUCGACCAUACUAGUGGUUCUGGUUGGUCUUCUAAGCAUGAUUACAUUUGCAAUGGCCCGGUCUAGGUCAAAAACUUGACAAUGUACGGGGAAAUACCACAGUCGGGUUACAUACCAUGUCGGCUCUGCCGUGGUAGGCGGUUCGAUAGUGCUGAAUAUCAGCACUUUCCUUCUCCGUAUAUAGCAGGUGAUAGGAUUGGAUGCAGCUCUGAUGGAUGCUCUAGAUGCCGCCUCCUAUAGUUAGACCUUAGGAACAAGGUUUACAUAUCCAUGGGAACCACAUUCCAAA